This is a messenger RNA of Besnoitia besnoiti, 4209 nucleotides long. RefSeq lists its product as uncharacterized. The record is from RefSeq and is a predicted model, not a curated record. NCBI's taxonomy places the organism in Eukaryota, Apicomplexa, Conoidasida, Eucoccidiorida, Sarcocystidae. Gene Ontology annotation, molecular function: protein-cysteine S-palmitoyltransferase activity. Bases 1 to 4209 code for a protein of 1402 amino acids. Gene Ontology annotation, biological process: protein targeting to membrane; peptidyl-L-cysteine S-palmitoylation. Gene Ontology annotation, cellular component: Golgi apparatus; endoplasmic reticulum. The transcript is spliced from 27 exons.
AUGUGGAAGCAAGAGCGAGGAGGCCAGCGGGUGGCGCGCUUCCUGCCCGUCGUUGUGGUCCUACUCAUUGGUGUGAUUCUCUAUUCAAUCUAUGUUGUGUACAACUGCUUUCCCCUCCUUCAAAUAGAAGUUCCACCAGAGUUUCGGGAUGAGGACGCAAGGACCAGAGGAUUCGGGCAUCUAGUUGUCAGCCAUGUUCUGGCGGUUUUGAUGUUUUGGUCUCUCUACAAGGCAUGCGUGACCCCAGCCGGAUCAGUGCCAGAGACGGAGGAAUGGAAGGCGAGGCCUAACGCGGAAGAGAUUGUUGAGAGAAAGCGUGAUGGAACUCUUCGCUACUGCCACAAAUGUUCUCACUACAAACCGGAUAGGACCCACCACAGCCGGCAUACCGGCAAGUGUACCCUAAAACUGGAUCAUUAUUGCCCAUGGGUAGCAAACGAUAUCGGCUACUUCAACUACAAGUUUUUCUACCUAACACUAUUGUAUACCACUGUCACCCUAUCAUUUGCCGCUGCAACGAUGAUUCCUACCGUCUCGGCCGCGUUCACUGACCCUAAUAUUCCCUUUGAGACCGCGUACUUCAUUAUCAUGGGAACCGUCCUUAGCCUUUGUGUACUCGUGAUUGUUGGAAGCUUCUUCAUAUUCCACUCGUACCUGCUGUCGAUCAAUUCGUCGACCGUGGAAUAUUGCGAGAAACGUCGCGGCGGCCCAGGCCUUGACUGGGACUUAGGUGUGUUCAGGAACAAUAAAGAAGUUAUGGUUCAUCCUUGGAUGAUUUUCAACAUGUGGAAUAAGAAACCAAGCGAUGUAAACAGCCUCCUCAGACAGAAACUGCGGCAUCCUACGACGGAAUAUGGAUUUGAUUCGGGAGGGAAAAAAGAAUCUGAGGUGGAUCCCCUUUUCGGGGUGAAUGUUGACGAAGCGAAAGAACACGGCAAAUACAGCAAAGUCAGGAAAAUUGAUACUCAACUCAUCGUCGACUUGCACGAUACAGGCGACAUAUCCCAGCUUUUUACUGCUUCGGGAUACCCAAAAUGCGGGCAAUACAGCCUCUGUUGCAGUCCGCAAGAGCUUGGCGACUUAGGAUGCGGAUUUCCCCUCUUCUUCGACUUUUUGAAGAUGCUUUUUGUCCUCUCGGCGUCUCAGUGCAUUUUUCUGUCGCCCGUCCUCUUCGGUGUCUACAACUUCUGGUCUCACGAGUCUUCGCCAAGCUGCUCCGUUUACACCCUCGGGCUGCCCAAGGAUGCAGUAGACGAAGAUGAAAUUGCACAGUUUUUUGAGACGAACGCCUUGCCAGGAAAUAAGGAGGCAUCGAUCGUCAAAGUUGUUAUUGGCUUCGACGUCUGCCAGUACUACGAGUACGCCAAGAGGCAGAGCUAUCUCCAGAAAAAGCUGAGACGCACCGGAAAACCGCAGGAUUUCCACGAGCAACGCAUGGCGUGGAAAGACGCCAGAGCUGGUGCUGCAAUUCACCAGCUGAAGCAAGCGAGGGUGAGGUCGAUACCAACGGAAAUUCAUGUUAUUGCCGCUGCACUAAAUCAAGAAACGGAGAAGCACCUGCGCGAACAACUGACGAGGCUGGAAGAGAAAUUCAAAAGCCUUGAAGCGAUGCACCUCCGGGCAACAGGAUUCGCGGUCGUUCUCUUUCGCUACCAGCUUGAGCAGAGAGAGUGUGUGAGACACUGGAAGGAGUCCUGGCAGGGUUGCCUCAAGCGCCUCUUUGGCCUCGGCGCGUUCAACUCAAAGCACGCUCUGUUUCGCGACAAGUAUCCUCUGGUCGUUCAGAGAGCCCCGAAUCCGUCAGACAUCCAAUGGGAAAAUCUCGCAUACAGCAGCUCCCGCCGCGUGUUAGCCAAGGUGGCGACGAUUGGGAUAGGCGCCGUGAUUUGGGUUGUCGCGCUCACAAUCGACGUUGUUCUGCUCUCGCUGAAUGUUCGUAUUCACAACGAAAACUAUCGAGGCACUGGUCUCGAGUGGUUCAGGCCCAUCGAAAAUCUCAUUGAGAAAAUCGACCUCUCACGAAUUCGUGAAGCUCUCGCAGAUCCACUGGACGUCCAGGCGCACUUUGGCUUCCUGCUUCUCUCGUUCGCUCCGAGUGUAAUGACGACGCUUGUCAACGGCGCAGUUGGCUGGGUGCUCGACAGCAUGUCCCAGUACGAGCGGCAUCAAACCGUCACAGGCAGCGAGGCGUCUUCGCUGUUGAAGCUGACUGUCGUUUUCACUCUCAAUACCGCAGUCAAGUACAUCUUCGUGCUGAAUCAACCAGAGUGGUGGUAUGUGAGAGGCGGCAUGGUAGAAAGUAUUUUUCUCAAGCUGCUCUGCUGCAUGCUAAUGGAGCCCAUAGUGACCGCGCUUCCUUGUCAACUGGCGACGGUGCUCAAGUCCUUCGCUCUGACGGUGAUGUACCUGCCCCUCGCGCCGAUCGGCGUGUUCCUGGGCCUGUUCAUGUGGAGCAUUUACUACUGGACGUACAAAUACAUGCUUCUGCGCAGAUGCAAACGACCCUAUCUGCAGUCCGCGCUCUUGCCUGAGACUGCGCUGCGCCUUGCGCGGUUCUUCAUGCUGUGUGUGCCCCUCGUGGGGGCGUACCUCCUCGUCCCGUCCUUCGACUCGUCCCUCCACCUGACAAUUCAGAUUGUCAUGCUCGCCGGCUUGGGCGUCGCCCUCUUCUUCCUCGUGCUGCCCGGUCGGCUCGCUCAGAAACUUUUUCUGACGCACUUCUGCCAGCCUGAAAAGGAGAAAACCUUUUGGGAGAGAAUGACAUACUACCAGGCGCAGCACAUGUUCGUAGAUAAGUAUCACCGAACAAAUCCAGUGUACCGCGCCUUGCCAGCAGAAUUGAAUCCUGAGAUUCUGUUCCCGCCCAUCUCGCUAGGCUUGCUGGGCUCCACGACCGCGCCCGAAGAGACACCCGAUCUCGAGGGGACAGUGCCACAUAAACGAAGACGGCGUGGCCAACUGACGAAUUUCGGAGCUGCCAUCGAUUUCCCCGAAAAACUCCAGACGCAGCUGAGAGCGACGAUUGCGGCGACUGUGGACUUCUCGCCCGGCGUCGCCCGCUCCCCCGACAACGCUCGUUUCCUCCGGAGCCUGCAAGAGUGGUCUCAGGGGACGGACAGCGGAGGCGGAGAUCCGCUCGAGUUUCUGUCGAGUCUGCUGCCGUCAGACAUUCGCUCGGCGGUGCAUCGAAAGACAACUGUGGCUGGCUGCCUUUCGCCAGUUGCAGUGGCCGACGCGAACCCGCCGGGAGGCCCGCGAGGGUUUCUCUCUUUCGAAGGCGGUGUAAAAGAAGUCGUUUCGCUCGUCGAGCGCGGCACCUGCUCCCGCAGCAGCCCAACCUUGCGUGACCUCCGGAAACCCUCCGCGUCUUCCGAGGUGCGAACGCGAGCGUGCUUCCAGGUCGCCGCGCCUGUCACAGAGGAAACCAUGCGAGGGGAAGCGGAGAGCGCGUGCGAGGCACAGACAGCGCAUGCGCAAGCGAGCGACAGGGGGUUGGAAAGCUGCGGAGGCGGAGACGACGCCCACACAGCGAGGCAGGCGGGGAGGGAGGCAGCGGCAAGGAGAAACAAGAGGCGUUGGGACGAGGGACUUGAGGAAGGCGAUGCGCGAGCGACGGAAAGCAGAAGGGCUGGAGAGCGAAACGGGGAAGUAGAGGAGCGCGGAAAGAUCGCACGGAAGGCAAAAUGCGUGGGCACGAGCCCGCUGAACAAAACGAGUCCGGGGUCCGUGACGUUGCCCAGGUCGAAAGGGUCUCGUCUCUUCACACGAGAAAAAGCCGAAGGCGGUCGCGCCGUCGAGGUAGCUAUCGACACGAGGCGCGAGGGCAGCGAAGACGAUGAUGACGUUGAAGGUGAUGACGCUGGGGGAGCGCGGGAGAGACUUGAAGCCUCUUGGCCGUCGCCGCCUCCCAAAGAAACGAGAGGAGGCGGGGGGGCAGGGAAGGGAACGGCAGACGAUCUGGAAUCUCAGAGUCUUUUUUCUCCCUCGUUGGCGUGUCCGCUGGUCGCGGCUUCUCGCGACUCCCCUCAGUGCGGGCGAGCCGGCGAGGCAGCGCACACAGAAGGUUCAGAGAGCGGAAAAGAAAAUGAGACAAAUGGAAGUGAAGUAAACACGCAAAUCCAGGUGGAGGCAGUGUUUUCCGUCUUGGUUCAUAACGAUGAAGACCCGCAGAACACGGGAAAUACACUGCAGCUUGGCGAGAUGGGAUGA